Phalaenopsis equestris is the source of this 2112-nucleotide messenger RNA. RefSeq names its product glucan endo-1,3-beta-glucosidase 5-like. Bases 294 to 1766 code for a protein of 490 amino acids. Lineage: Eukaryota; Viridiplantae; Streptophyta; Magnoliopsida; Asparagales; Orchidaceae. The record is from RefSeq and is a predicted model, not a curated record. Gene Ontology annotation, biological process: carbohydrate metabolic process. Gene Ontology annotation, molecular function: hydrolase activity, hydrolyzing O-glycosyl compounds. Gene Ontology annotation, cellular component: plasma membrane. The transcript has 3 exons.
UGACGCUUGGAAUCUGCAGUUCAUUUCUCUUUCCAAGAAAUAGAAUGAAAAGUUUAUUCCUUUUUCUUCCACUUUCUCCCCCCAAAGGCCGCAACUUUUUGAUCUUCCUAAAGCCGACGGCGUCCGCUCAGGACAACUUGCAGCCCAUCGCCACGGGUUUUCUCUGAAGGAAUCCAAUUCCUCUAUCAAUCCUCGCCCGGAAUGCCAUCCCUUCCUGCUUCAAACACCUUCCCCCCCCAUUUUUAACCCACUUAACUUCAUCACAUAAUCCACCAUUUCUUGUAAGCGGAAGAAUGGCGAAAAGACUAGGCAACGGCCCGCUGCUGCUGUUUUUAUCAAUUGCUGCGCUUCAAAUGAGGAGAGGGGAAGCUUUGGGUAGCAAUUGGGGGACGCAGUCGUCGCAUCCCCUUCCGGCCGACAUCGUUGUGCGGCUGCUUAAAGACAAUGGAUUCGAUAAGGUGAAGCUGUUUGAGGCAGAUCCCUUUGCUCUUCAGGCCCUCGGUCGCUCUAAUAUUCAGGUCAUGAUCGGGAUCCCUAACGAGUUGCUCGCGCCGCUCGCCGCGAGCGUUCGGGCUGCGGAGCAAUGGGUGUUGCAGAACGUGUCCAAAUAUAUAUCCAAGAAUGGUGUCGAUAUCAGGUACGUGGCGGUAGGCAACGAGCCAUUCCUCAAAACCUACAUGGGCAUGUUCCAACAAACCACCUUCCUGGCCCUCCAGAACAUCCAGGCCGCUCUUAUCAAAGCCGGGCUCGGCCGCCAAGUGAAAGCCACCAUCCCCCUCAACGCCGACGUCUACCAAUCCUCCAACGGCCUCCCAUCCGGAGGCGACUUCCGCCACGACAUCCACGACGUAAUGCUCUCCAUCAUCCGCUUCCUACGCGACAACGCCUCCCCGCUCACCAUCAACAUCUACCCCUUCCUCAGCCUCUACGCCGACCCCCACUUCCCGGUCGACUACGCCUUCUUCAACGGCGCCGCUAAGCCCCUAGUCGACGGCCCCAUCACAUACACCAACGUCUUCGAUGCUAACUACGAUACGCUGAUUUGGGCGUUGGAGCGCAAUGGGUUCUCGGACAUGCCUGUCAUAGUUGGGGAGAUUGGGUGGCCAACCGAUGGUGAUCCUAAUGCUAAUCUGGACAACGCGAGGCGGUUCAACCAGGGACUGUUGGAUCGCAUCGCAAAGCGCAUGGGAACGCCAAAGCGGCCCGCGCCGCCUGACAUUUAUGUAUUCGCGCUUAUUGAUGAGGAUGCCAAGAGUGUGCAGCCGGGAAACUUUGAGAGGCAUUGGGGCCUGUUCUACUAUGAUGGUUCGGUGAAGUAUCCGCUUGUGCUUGCUGAUGGGAGCAGCCUUGUGCCUGCCAAGGGAGUCAGGUACAUGGAGCCGCAGUGGUGCGUGAUGUCACGGGAGGCGAGCUUGACGGAUCCGCAGCUAGAAGGAAGCGUGGCAUACGCGUGCGAGUACGCGGACUGCACGAGCCUCGGACGGGGAUCUUCGUGCGGGGAUCUCGACGCGCGGGGGAACGUUUCCUAUGCCAUGAACCAAUUUUAUCAGACGGCGGAUCAGCAGAAGGGGGCAUGCGAGUUCGGGAAUCUUUCGGUAAUUACGCGCUCGGAUCCGUCUCAGGGAGCGUGCAGAUUCGAGAUCAUGAUCGAUGUUGGUCGGCACGACAAGUCUGUUAAUUCCAGCGCUGGUGAUGCAGUUGGGGCCGUUCGGGGUGUGGCUGCUGCGGUUGCGGCGGUGGCCGUUGUGAUGUGGAGUGGUUCAUAAUUAAGUUUUAAAGUGCUCUGUUCAUGAAAAAAAGUAUUUCAUAUUGUCGAUCUUUACCGUCCGUCACAACAAAGAUGUAUGACUAAGCCCUACUUUGAUUUUUUGAAAAAAAAAUUGCUUGACGGAGACAGUAUAUCUCUGCAUAUGGUGUCCGUAUGGAAUAAUUUUUCAUGUUCAUGUAUUGGAUGGCUGGUUGUUUAAAUGGCUUUACUUUUUUUUUCGGGUGAAGAUGAUAGAGAUGUUUAUAAUUUGGAUAGGGUUUAGGUUGGGUAAAGUUUAACAAAAACUUCACACAUUUUUUUUUUUUUUUUUUUAUGUGUGGUUGGUCUUAAGAUGAAAAAAAGGG